Messenger RNA from Gasterosteus aculeatus aculeatus (three-spined stickleback), 1828 nucleotides. It is a transcript of the gene cenpn, whose product is annotated as centromere protein N. Gene Ontology annotation, biological process: chromosome segregation; CENP-A containing chromatin assembly. Lineage: Eukaryota; Metazoa; Chordata; Actinopteri; Perciformes; Gasterosteidae. Gene Ontology annotation, cellular component: nucleoplasm. The record is from RefSeq and is a predicted model, not a curated record.
GAAUUCCCCGUUACGUACUUCUGGUUUCGCUAACGAAUGGGUUUAACGUUAGACAGAUAAAUUGUUUUGACAGCUGUGUACAGUGUAGGAUAUUCACCAAGUCAAAAAGUAGGACCUAUUUUCUUUUUUCCUACCCCAUGAAUCGUAUCAAAAUUUUAUUCUGGAACCUUUUGGAACUGGCUGGACCCUGCGUCAUAGUAUUUUUAAGACUAAUGUAGUCUUAAUAAUGUUAUGACAGCAGGGGACAUUUAGCUGCAGAAAUCAAUAUUGUAUUGCUUAGUACCUGCUUAAUAUAAUGUGCUAUAGUUAAAAGUAGGGUUGAAAUUGCAGGCAUCUCGUAGUUGGUGAAUACAGCAGAAUAAGUAGUACCCCUCCGACACCACAGGGGGCGCUGAAGGGGGCACGAGGCCCUUUCGUCUCCGCAUCUGAUUGGUCAAUUCGUGUUCUCUUCGGUCGGCGGUUUGUUUGUAUCAGAAUUGCCGCUAUUACUGUGAGAGCUGUACGGAACCGGCGGCUUUACUCCCCGUUUACUAGAACUUCACGUACAACUUCUAAAGCUAACGUUAGAUAUCCAAACCGCCUGGACGGGAAUGGAUGACUCCGCGAAACGUUUGCUGCAGCGACUCAUGCGACGGAUACCGACUCCGACGCUGCGCAGCGCGCUGGAGAAGUGGGGCCGUUUGACCACCGAGCAGCAGAAGUCAAUGGAUUUCACUCAGUCCAAAUGGGCGUUAACGGAACGGCUGCUCGGCAUAUGCGAGGAAAACGAGCUGGCGGUGAAACAACUCACAGACCUCGAGAUGAUACAUGUCAUUGACAACCCAGACCAGGGGAUGUGGUAUGCCUUCCAGCUCAUGGACCCUGAAGAUGAUGCUAAAUCUGUAGACCUGACGCAGUUUAAGGAACAAUUUAAAUCCCACCUCAGAGAGCUUGUGAGAAAUGUGUCUAUCAAAAUGAAGAAGCACACAGACGAGGCUGUGUGGAUUCGUAUCGCAUGGGGAGACACGUUCUCUCGACCCAACCACCUGAAACCAACAUACAUUGUUCACUAUCUUCAAACCCCGUAUGUCUUUGUGACCAGCAUCACUUCAAAGCAGAAGCCUCUGUUAUCCCAGGCCUUGGUUCUGUCCACCAGAUAUCAAGCUAUUAAAGACGCUAACCUCAGUGGACGUAAACUCACUGCUAUUAGGGACCUUCUGAUGAAGAAGUAUCAACAGGUGUUUCCCACCAAGUAUCCAAUUCCUCCUCCAGAAAAUAAUCAAACCAUUUCAAACCAGCACAUAGAAAAAGAACAAGCUGAGCUUGCAGCAAACCGACUUCAGAUGGCCUGUGAGGCCUUUGGUGGCGGGAUGUUACCUCAGCUACAGUCUGCCGUUUACAAGCUGGAGACAAAAUUCAGAGACCACUCCAACAAGACCAUGACAGAGCGGGAGGAACCCUUCAGAUGUGUUGUCAAAUUCACAAGCACUAACCUCCUGGAGUCAUUCCGACACUGCGCAUCUUCAGGAAUUGCCUCCACCCCUGUCACACCACUGCUCUCAUGUAUCCCCCUAAAAGGAAGAAAUUAUUUUCUCAUCACAGACAAUGGUCCUGGUCCUUCAUCCCAACGGGGCCAACCACAGGUUUGAAGGAUUCACCGUGUGGCCUGUAUUGUCUAGUUCACCUGUAGUUUGCUUUUAUCAACCCGGUCUACGUGCUUACAGUUGUUAACAUGUGCUGACAUGUUGGCUAUAGAUUAUUUUAUUGUAUUACCUUUUGUUGGUGUCAAAGUGGCAAAAUGUAUUAUGCAUGAAGUGUACAAAUUAAAUUAAAAGCAAGCUUUUUAACA